Messenger RNA from Coffea eugenioides, 2109 nucleotides. RefSeq lists its product as uncharacterized. NCBI's taxonomy places the organism in Eukaryota, Viridiplantae, Streptophyta, Magnoliopsida, Gentianales, Rubiaceae. The record is from RefSeq and is a predicted model, not a curated record. The transcript has 6 exons. Gene Ontology annotation, cellular component: membrane. Bases 1417 to 2070 code for a protein of 217 amino acids.
UUGGCUUCAAACAUUUGUUUAUUUGUGUAAUUUACAGUAGAAAUAAUGUUCUAUAGAUAGUUAAUUACUCAAACGGAAAAAAAUGUUUAUUUAUUUGAUCAAGCCGAGCUUAGUAUAGUAGAUUUUUGGAGCUAGUAUUUGAAAUUCGGAUAUGUUUCUAAUCUAAGUUGAACUUCACUCCUUAAAAUUGCAUAGACUUGACUUUGCUUAUACUGGAAUCGUAUUCUUUUUGUUGUUGGGUGAUCACUGUCAAUUAUAUUUCUUGAGAAACUACUUAUGAAUAGGAAAAUAUAUGUAAUAGUUAUUUAUUUGUGAUAAAGGAUGAAAUUUCAAAGCUUUGAAUAUAAGCUACUUAAUUUUCGAUUUUUGGUUAGUUGUGUUGAGCUGGCGAUCAAAGUUUUGUGCUAUUAUAAGGUUGAUUGUUUGAAAAAAAGGGUUGAUUAUUAUUUGAAAGGGAAUGGUUUUAGAUCCAGUACUUUACCUGUUUGAAAGACGAUGAAUAUCUGGUAGUAUCAAAUGCUGGAUCGGUGGAUGGUUUAGUAAGAUGGAUUUUAUGGCCAAGUGAUUCUAAGUUUGAUAGAUUAUCAGGAAUUGCUGAAGAUUGAGCUGAGAAAUUGAUGAAGAUGAGAUGGUUUAUAUUCUUCCCAUUGGAAAUUCCAUGGAACUUGUUCACUUUAUUGGUUUUCUUCCAAUACUUUAGGAAGCAUAAUUGACAAUUUCUAAGUGGGAGAGAACAUUAAUGACGGUUAACCUCCUCAGAUGGAAGCCCAAGUAUCUGAAUUUCUUUUAAUCUUGUCCCAGCUGUUUAAUUCUGUUAGUACUCUUGAAGGGGCAAAUAGACUAUUCUGUCAUUGCUGGUGAUUGUUUACUGUAGUUAACUCUAAACACUAAUUACAAUUCACUGACCAAAACCCUUACUGGAAAAGGGGAGUAACGGCAUUAUUUGCCACUUAUUUCUACAUAACUUAAAAGAACUUGAUUACCUACUGAAAUAUCAUUCUCUUUGUUUUACAUGACUGGUGUUAGAUUUCUAGUGGAUUUGGGAUAUUGCUCUUUCUCCUUAAAUUUAAUUGAAUGCUAUAAGUAGCUCUUUUGUAUCUGUUACUGUUUUCCUUUGAUUUUUUUUUUUUUUUAUAGUUUUCUGAUGUUGUUUGAAAAUAUGAUGAGUCAAAGUUACAUCUGUCUGAAAUAGGAAGUAUCAAUUCUUGCAGUAGGAUGAGUAUUUAGUGGUUGGCUGAUCAUUAUGAUUAAAUUGAAGCUUCAAAAGUCUUUGUUUUGGCUGUCUAGUUUUUAUUGUCUUUUAAUUUUCUUGAGUUGGGAUUCUCAUGUAAAGGCAUUGUACUGCUGCUUGAUUCUUGUGUUUUAUUCCAAUUUACACACAUAUAUCAAGAAAAAAAAUUUCUAGUCUUGUUCAGAAUGCAUCAGUGGGUAGAAUUUGUUAUCUGGUUGAUGGCUAGUAUUUCAUGUGCUAAUUUGGUUUCCCAGAGAAGUAAACUGUUUCUGGCCAUAGUUUUAUUGGAGCAAAUAACAAGAUUGGCUGAAACAGAGACAUCACCAUUCGUGCAGUUUACCGUUUGGAUAUGGAAUGGUUCUAGGUACUCUGGUAUGCUAUGCAUGGCCUUAUCAUCUAUUAUCUACUGUAUCAUGGAAGUUCUUUCAGAUGUUUUCACUGCUCAAUCAAUUCCUCUUUUUGAGAUGGCAUUUACCAGAUGUACAGUUAUUUUGAUUUUGUCGUUUGUAUGGUUGAAAAGAAGCAGACAGCCAAUAUUUGGUACAUCAAGUGUCAGAAAACUAUUGGUUCUAAGAGCAUUCAUGGGAUACCUCUCAUUGUUGAGUUUUAUUUAUUGCAUUCAAAGAGUACCUCUUUCUCAGGCAAUCAUGUUGAACUUUACUACUCCAAUUGUGGCUGCAGUUGCUGCAAGAGUCAUAUUGCAUGAGAAGUUAAAAAUUGCAGAAAUAGGAGGUCUUGCUUGCAGUUUCUUUGGCGUACUUUUUAUCUUCCGGCCAGUGCUCAACAUACAAGGGUUAGGAAUAUAUUCGGCAUGUUUGCUCCAAAGGAUUCCUGUUUGAAUUCAAUUCCAAACCAUUAAUUUUGCUAAAGCAGCGGAU